This is a messenger RNA of Rosa chinensis, 2077 nucleotides long. Its product is annotated as flowering time control protein FCA. The transcript is spliced from 15 exons. Gene Ontology annotation, molecular function: mRNA binding; protein binding. Gene Ontology annotation, cellular component: ribonucleoprotein complex; nucleus; cytoplasm. The record is from RefSeq and is a predicted model, not a curated record. Bases 529 to 1656 code for a protein of 375 amino acids. Lineage: Eukaryota; Viridiplantae; Streptophyta; Magnoliopsida; Rosales; Rosaceae.
AAAAAAAUCGUACUCGUCGAGCCGCAGUCCCUAGACCGACUCCUAUUUGGUAACACUGGUGAAUCGGCAACUCCUCUCGUGCUUCUGAUUAUCGCUGCUUUCUUCUUCUUCUUCCAUCGCACCCAACUCUGCAAAUUCUAGGGUUCAGCGUUAGAGCCUGGGAAGCUGGAUUGGCACGGAGACCCACAGCAGCAGUCCCAGCACCAUGGGACUUGCUCUUCCUCUUCUGCUUGGCCACCCCUCGAUCCCCACCACAACCCUCAUAACAUUCCCCACCAUCCUAUUCCUCCUCACCAGCUCGACUACCAUCCCCACCACCACGAUCCCAACCACGCCACUGGCUUCGCCAAUCCGGUGCCGUUUUCUGUACGCAAAAGGGCUUGGCAACACUCUAAUCAAGGACUUCCUAGAGAUAGCUUUGAAAACCCCAAUCAUGCUAAGCUUUAUGUUGCACAAAUUUCAAGAACAGCCACGGAGGACGUUAUUCGCUCCUUGUUUGGACAAUUUGGGGACAUAGUCGAGGUUGUAAUGUUGAAGGAUAAGCGGACUGGCUUCCAACAAGGAAAUUGUUUCGUGAAGUAUUCAACAUUAGAUGCAGCAGAGAGGGCUAUCAGAGCUUUAAAUAGUCAGCAUUAUUUUCCUGGGGAGGCAAACCCUAUCAUAGUCAAAUUUGCUGACGGGGAAAGGGAACGCCUUGGGGUACAAGACAGAUUGUAUGUUUGUGGCAUUAACCUGGAAGCUUCAAAUAAAGACAUUGAGGAAAUAUUUUCACCUUAUGGUCUUGUUGAAGAUAUCUACAUUUUGAAGCACAAUCGUGGAUGCGGGUUUGUUAAAUUUUCCAGUGGAGAUAUGGCUGUGCAAGCAAUCAAAGCUUUAAAUGGAACCUUUAUUAUGAGAGGUUGUGCUCAGCCAUUGAUUGUUCGUUUUGCGGAUCCUAAGAAACCAAGGGAAAUAGAUCGAAGGGGUAAUUAUGUAUUUAGCAGUGCACCUGGUGGUCCGUACUCUCACGAACCAGUUAGGGUAGUAUCUGAUCAUAGUGAUUCCAUUGGAGGACAAAAUUUUCUAAAUGCAUCUUAUCCUGUCCAACAAAUUUCACAACCCCCUAUUCCCUAUUUGGCAAACCAGGAACCACAGGCUUCUACAGUGAUGCAACCAACGUUUCCUCCAUUAAGACCACCUUUACAGUUGUGCAGGAUGCCUAUACAACAAACACAGAAUACACAAAGAAGUUCUCAGUCUUCUCAAGUAGCAGUCACGGAGAUGCAGAAACAGCAUCUGACACAAUCAUCUGGGCAAAUUCUGGGGCAGCAACAGAGUUCUCAGACAUUUUCUAGCAAUUCUACUUCAGCUGCGCUGCCUUCAAGUCAUGAGAUAACUGCUCCUCUAGAGUGUGACUGGAGUGAACAUACCUGCCCUGAUGGAUACAAGUAUUAUUAUAAUUGUGAAACUUGUGAGAGCAGAUGGGACAAACCUGAGGAGUUUGCUUCAUUUGAGCAACAAUUGCAGAUGCAAACACAGCCGAAUAAUCCUUCUCAUCAUCUUCAAUCCGUGUCAUUGGUUCCUUCUACGCAAAUAGUUUGUCAAAAUCAGCAGGAACUGAAUCAAGUACAAUUGCAGUCUGAAACAAGUCCUGUUGUUGGCCCAACAUGUGUUUGACAGAGUGGUCAACAUAACACACCUGUUCCUGUCCUUAGGGGAAGACUGAGCCAUCAGUUGGCUGUUGUUCUAAUUGCAAAAUCCCGACAUUAUUGGUUCACUCCUGUCUUUUUACCCCUGAAUUCUACUUCAAUUGAAGAAAACUGAAUGAGCUCGAAUUCUGUACAACAAAUGCUAUUCUGCAGGGAGAUGGUGCCUUUUCACUAUAUAUUCUUAUUGUGUCUUGUUUGGGUGUAGCUUAGAAUAGUGGGUGAAGCUUUUAGAAACGCUUGCAAUCUAUAGAAAGGUGACCAUGAAUGCUUUGAGAUGGCCUCCAUCCAAUCAACUUGUUCCUGUAAGUCAGUUAUAUAAUAAGUAGAGAUGUAUUAACUGCAGUAUGCUGAUCGAAAUAAUUCAGUAGUCGGACAAAACUUUAUUGACA